AGCGUCAGCUGCUGCUGUCUGUAGUGCUUGUGUGUCGUCUACAAGGCAGCUGCAUCCAGCAGCCUUGGCUUUUUAUAGGGCCGGCUUUUGGGGGGGGGGAAGGGGAGGUGGAAGCUUGCCAGUGAUAUAUGAUGCCUGGCUUCUGUCGCCGUGGCUAAUUAAUCUAUAAAAAGGGAAGACUACAAGGAUUAGUGCAGGUGGCUACGGGAAUGAAAACACGCCGGCAUCAUCCGGAGCUCGUCACCCAACUGCUCGAUUUGAAUCUUCUGGAUCCACCAUUCCCUCGAAUCCUGAAUCCUCCUUCUCUUUCCUUCCGUUAACAAAAGAGAAAAUCUGCAGGUUGCAGCUUCGAUCAAGCAACCCCCCCUUGAAAAUUUCCUAUAACCGUAAACCGCCGGUGGCAUCCUUUUCUACCCCACCGGGCAGGUGUCCGUACUCUGGAUGUGAGCCGUGAAUUAAUAUCGUGGUUGUAACACCUAACGGAUUUGGAAAUUAAGGCUCCACCAAAUACGACAUGUGGCUUGGCCGGUCGGCAAAAACUGCUUCGAAAAUUUGCAUUGCAUGCAAGACAAAAGGUUAUCCUACUACGUAGAAGUCCUAUUUCGUAUUCCCCCUCGUCGGAUGUUCGUAAAUGGACUCUAGCUACUCUUGCAGGGCCAAGGAAUAUUCACGGACGGUUGCAAACCCCAUGGGCCUCGCGCUUCCGAAGACGUAGAUCUUCCAAAAUUUUGGCAAAUUUUUUUUGGUCCGGCUCGAAAAGUUUUCAGCCAUUUGUUGGUGGAAGAUCGGCGAAGCGAAGAUGGAACGCCAACGGGCCGAGAUGCUGAUCAAGAUCGCCCGAGUGCGCCUCCAGUGUGGAAGGACGGAAGAUGCGCUGAAUUACCUCUACCAGGCCCAGGUCCUCUACCCGACUCGUACGGCGGCCGGGCUCAUACAAGCCAUACGAGGUGGUUGGUUUGAAGCAGAGCGGGCCUUCUCUGAGCCGCCCCACAGCCAUUAUGGCGGCUCCUGGCAAAACGCCAACCAUUGCGAGGGUUGCGGCAGUUGUGGCAGCCCCACGUUCCACCAGCAUGAUGAAGAAGAAGAAGAUGACGAUGAGGAGGAAGAUGAUGAUGAUGAGGAGGAGGAGGACGAUGAAGAGCAGGAAGAAAGGGUUACCCAUGGGUUUGCCGAAACCGACAACUACUACAGUGUGCUCGGAGUUAGAAAAGAUGUCAGCGAAGAUGUGCUGAGGAAGUCCUAUCGGAAGUUGGCGUUACGGUACCACCCCGACAAAAACAGCUCUCCAGGAGCCACAGAGGCCUUCAAGGUAAUUGGGAAAGCAUUUGCCGUUCUCAGUGAUCCAGCUAAAAGGAAAGUUUAUGAUGAGUCACAAAUCCGGACACAAGCAUCCUCAGAAGCAGGAAUGUCAACCAAUGAUGUCUUUGAUAUGUUCUUCAGGGGUCACUAUUCAGCCCGAUCGGCCUACGACUUUAAUGGUCAUCCAAGAGAGCAAAGGCCCCAUGCAAGCAGAGAGGAAGAUGGAAGGUGGCAGAGGUGGGCAGCUGGAGAGGAAAGGCAAGACAUGCCAAGAUGGAAAAGGGAGGAGAUGAGGCAAAACACUGAACAGGAAUGGAAAUGGAGAGAAGAGGUGUAUAACGAAGGGAGAAGACAAUGGCAGUGGGAAAGAGAUCAGAAACAAGAUGGCGGACAGCCAAAGUGGCAGAAGGAAGCCAAGCGAGAACCAGGAAGACCAAAAACUCAGCAAGAAAGGAGACAAGAGGCUGCUGCAAAGACCAGCCCAAAGUGGUGGGAAAAGAAAGGCCAAGACAACCGAAAAUCAAGGUGGCGUGAAGAAAUGGAGAAACAAAAUCCCAGACGUCCAAGGAGACCGGAGGAAGAAGAAGAAAACGGUCGGCCCAAAAACGCAUACUCUGCUUUUAUCCAGGUCCUCCCAGUGCUUGUUCUCGUGGUGGUCUCUAUAGUGGCUCAGUUAACAGCCACCAACUCACCAUACAGUCUCCAUCCUAAACCUUCUUCUGGCUUGACAGUCCCCAGGGAGACCAGCAGCCGCGGAGUCCCGUACUACGUGGGACAAAAUUUUCACACGCGUUAUCGAGGUCCCGCUUUAGCAGAGCUGGAGAGGGCUGUGGAGAAGGAGUACGCAGAACAAGUCCAGGCCGGAUGUUGGAGAGAGAAACAACAGAGAUCCGAUCUUGCCAAUCUGGCUCGGCUCUAUAGGGAUGAGAGACUAAGAGAAAAGGCGGACACUUUCAAGAUGGAGAACUGUCGGAAGUUGUCGGACCUCAUAGGUAUACGCAGAGGUGGCUGAGGUGGCGCCGUGAAAUUCAUAUGAGUCCAUCUAUGUCAUCUUCAUGAGAUCUUAGAAUGAUGACUAGUUACAACAUUUAGAAAUAACUGUACUUAACCUUUCUACUACUCGUUAAUAUUACCGCUAAUGACUUUUUGCAAACACUGGAGCCUCUAACCUAAUAGGAUAUCUACAAAUUGCCUGUCUAAGGGCCCAUACUCGCAGGCUUUUGUUACUAGCCCUAGAAUGUAUGACUAUACCUGAGCAACAAUGUCCAUGAUGAGGUGUUUAUUAGGAACACUACAGUCAAACACAGAAUGAAUGGACACGCAAUGUAUCCCCUACAGUGACAGUCUCCUGAACCUAUAGUAAUUUAACCAGUCUCCAACCACCAGAAUCCCAAAUCCAUCCAUCUUCAAAGUUUGAAGGAAAUCUGGCAUGACCUAAAAUGUUUUAAAUGUAUUAAAACUACUAAAGUGCAUUACCUUGUGGUGCCUCCAAAUGUCUGUGUAAAUCUGGAAGCUGACCCUUGUGUUCCUGUAGCGGCCACUUGGAUCCUAGGCUCAGGCUGAACACAGAACCUAAUUUGGAAACUGUCCCUUGUGUUCCUGUAGAGUCCACUUG
This is a messenger RNA of Rana temporaria (common frog), 2914 nucleotides long. RefSeq names its product dnaJ homolog subfamily C member 18-like. The transcript is spliced from 2 exons. Gene Ontology annotation, cellular component: endoplasmic reticulum membrane. Lineage: Eukaryota; Metazoa; Chordata; Amphibia; Anura; Ranidae. The coding region runs from base 800 to 2311 and encodes 503 amino acids. Gene Ontology annotation, biological process: cellular response to misfolded protein. The record is from RefSeq and is a predicted model, not a curated record. Gene Ontology annotation, molecular function: Hsp70 protein binding.